ACAGAGACAUGAAGAGGCCCCUUACUAUGGCUGGUGUUUGUUGGGUGCCCUGGCCGUGUGUAAGUGUGUGUGUGUUGCUGUCCGUGUGUGUGGGCCGGGGUGCGGAGGCGCUGAUCAGUAAGCACUGCGACACGUACGAGGAGGAUGUGUACGUACAGCCUGACAAAGUCAAGACCUUAUCUUGUCACCAGGAGCCAGGACUGGGCUCCUAUACUGAGUGUAGCGGUGUCACAGACUUCAGGUCAGAUUUGAAAGAGGUGUUCCCAGACACACGCUCGCUGUGUGUGGACAGUAUGUCCAAAUCCCUUCCUGCCAACACCUUCUCUCAUCUCCCUUCCCUGGUGAUGCUGAAGGUGGACAGUGAUCACCUGGUACAGGUAACUCCUGGAGCCUUCUCUGGCCUGUCCAAACUCCGCAUCCUGCACUUUUACGCCUCCUCCACAUGGGAUUGUCUGAAUGCCAACCUGGAGAAGGGGCUCUUCCAGGGCCUGGCCAGUCUGGAGGAGCUUGUCCUGAAGAAGGUGUGUUUGUCCUCGGCCCCCCCAGACCUGCUGAGUCCCCUGCUGGGGCUCCAGAGCCUGCAGGUUUCCAACGCGGGAGUGACUCAGCUGGGAGACGUCUUCUGUCUGCUUCCCCCUGGGAUGAUGGACCUGGAAAAGAUAUCUCUGCAAUACAACAAUGUGAAAGACAUUCAGUACAAAGGUUGUGAAACCAGCUCUAAAUCAGAUCCUUGGCCCAUGGAGAUCCUGAGCAGGAUUCGCACUCUAGAUCUGACGGACAACCCUGUUGACUACGUGGGAACGAAUCCGCUGGAGAUGUUCCAGAAUCUGUCCUGUUUUUCUGUGAGCUUAAAGACCCGAGGCCUGGAGCUUCUCAGCAAGUCUGGUGUUGGGAGGGUGCAGAAGAUGAUGCUAUUUAGCCACGAUGAUGCCACCAGCUUCUCCUUCAGCCUAGCUGAGCUGUGUUCACAGGUGUCUCAUCACAGAGUGGAGUCUGUAGAAGUAGGCAGGGUCACAUUCACAGGCGUCACUGCCAACGCCAUGAGCAGGUGCUGGUCUGGGCUGAGAGAGUUGUCCGUGAGCUCCUCCACUGUCCAAGACCUGGAUCUGGACUUCUGGACCUCAGCAGCAGACCUCCAAGGCCUGACUCUGAGACUGAUCAAGCUGAGCAACGCCUCGUUCUGCGCUGCCGGUGGGGGUGCUGUGUGGAACCUCACCUCUCUCAUCCUAUCACACAACCACCUGACUGCGAUCAGUCCGGAACAGUUCUCCUGCAUGCCUUUCUUGGAGAAACUGGACCUGACCCAAAACCGCAUCACCUCUCUGCCCCCGCGGGCCUUCAACGGCAUCCCCAGCCUCAGGUUCCUCAGCCUGGCUGACAACAAGCUUACCCAGCUGGGACCACAUGACUUUGAAGAACUCCCUGCUCUGGAGGUACUUUAUCUGGAGGACAACAAGUUCGAGGCCAUAGAGGAAGGAGUGUUCAAGAAGCAGUCUCACCUCCAGGAACUGACCCUGGGGAGGAUCGACAUCAUCUACGAGGUGUACCUCAGCAUGCUCUUCUACUCCUAUCCACCCAGGCUCCGCAGGCUCGUCAUCGACGCAGGGCCAGGGACCAACCUGCACGUCAACAACAUCACUGCCCCGGAAGUACCCAUGGUCCUGGAGCUGCGAGGCAAGGAACUGAAGGUCCAUUCUAGCACCUGUACCAACAACUUGUUCCCCUUAGUCCGAGAGCUAACGGUGGGCGAUGGAGCAACCUUCCUCUGCCUUAAUGAAUUCCUGGCACCCUACUUCCCUAACCUGGAGUCUUUUGUUUACUCUGCAAACCCUGAGAGGUUUUUCAUCAACUACUCUACCAUCAAUCAGCUGUGGAAGCUUAAGAGGCUCAAACUGACCAACCUGAACUUCAACAACCACACAGACUCCAGCAGGAUCUUCAGGAACCUGACCCAGCUCAGGAGUCUUGUACUGAUCAACUGCAGAUUCAACUUCCUCACCAAGAGCAUGUUUAUGGACCUGUUGUCUCUGCGUCUGCUGAGGCUGUACAGUGAGAGUCCUCUGAUUCUGCUGGAGGACGCCUUCCAGCCGCUGGUCUCUCUCUCCACGCUUGUCUUCGAUUACGUUGACUUCCGCUGUGAAUGCUCCAAUAACUGGUUGCUGGAGUGGGCUGAAACAUCCCCCCAUGUACAGGUUGUGUCCCUGCAGCACCAGCUCUGUAUCUGGCACUACCAGCGACUCAACUUCCUGUCCACUAUGGAGCGCCUCUGCCAGACCAACGUUGACUUCCUGUUUUACAGCUCCACGGCGAUGGCCACGGUCAUCUUCCUGCUUUUGGCGUUUGGAUACCGCUUCCUCCGCUGGCCAUGCAUGCUUCUGUUAUUCCGCCUGCGAGGAUGGGUGGAGCGCCGUCUGGGACGGAGGUGGUGGAAGAAGAGGAGGGGGAACCGAGGGGGAAUAGAGGAGAGGGUGGAGGAGGAGGAGGUUCGCUACGAUGCCUUUGUGUCCUUCAGCAGUUUGGAUGAGGCCUGGGUGAUGGGACAGAUGGCCCCCAGGCUGGAGCGAGAUGGAGAACCCCAGAUCCGACUGUGUCUGCACAACCGAGACUUUGAGGUGGGAAAGGGCAUCGUGGACAACAUAGCUGAGAGCAUCUACAGCAGCAGGCGGACGGUGUGCGUGCUAAGCAGGCGCUACCUGCGCAGCGAUUGGUGCAGCCUGGAGAUGAAGAUGGCCACGCAUCGCCUGCUCUCCGAGCACAGCCACAAGCUCAUCCUCAUCUUCCUGGAGCACAUCUCCCCCUUCGAGCUCUCUGCUUUCCACAGACUGGCCAAGCUGGUGAGGACCAGAACAUAUCUGGACUGGCCUGAAGAUGAGAUGGAGAGGGUGACCUUCUGGGAGCGCUUACGCCGAAACAUCUCGGAGAGAGAUUCUGAUGAAAAGCACCAGCCGCACUCCUGAACUCACAUCCUGACUGACGUCAUCUGCAGUUAACUGAAGAUGGUUUCUCAGAGAUCCGACAUGUUGUUCUAGGCCUGAGAAAUCACCUUCUGCAUGUGGGCAGGGCAGAGUACGUGCAGCUAUACAAGGUUCUGACUCAGUCACACGCUUGCAGAAACACAUCCAUGUUUCCCAUGGCAAAGCUUCUCUCAUACAACAGUUGUGCUUGCAAAUCUACUAUUGGCUACUACUUGAAAUAAAUUGUGUUGGUUAGAAAAUUGUUAGUUUUGGUAGAUUUCUGUGUGAUUUAAGAAUGGUUCUAAAUGCAAUAUAUAUAUUUCCUAAUUCUCACAGUUUGGUGUGAAUAAUGGCUUACAGUUAUGAGUGUGAACGCGAGAGGCAGGAACGCUGCCUGCUGUGCCUUUAGGGAUUCAGCAAAGUCGUGGUGUGUGUGCGCGCGCGUGUGUGUGUGAGAAAUAUUAGGAUGGGGAUAAGCCACUCAGUCUUAUAGCUCACAUUAUCAUGCUGCUGAUGAUGUGUUACUUGAGCUUCUGUACAUUUUUGUAGUCUGCUUGAUUUUGAAGGGCAAAAUAUAUGACUGAUGACAUUAGUUUUUUUUCCUAUGCAAAUCUUAACAAGUAUUUCAAUGGUAGGUUUUCUGUAUCAAACAUUAAAGCAGAAUUUC
Messenger RNA from Osmerus eperlanus (European smelt), 3621 nucleotides. RefSeq names its product toll-like receptor 12. The transcript has 14 exons. Lineage: Eukaryota; Metazoa; Chordata; Actinopteri; Osmeriformes; Osmeridae. Gene Ontology annotation, biological process: toll-like receptor signaling pathway; inflammatory response; immune response. Gene Ontology annotation, molecular function: protein binding; transmembrane signaling receptor activity. The record is from RefSeq and is a predicted model, not a curated record. Bases 9 to 2957 code for a protein of 982 amino acids. Gene Ontology annotation, cellular component: plasma membrane.